GUCAAGUCGGCCGCAGCCACCUUCCGCCACGACUGUGAGGAAGGCCGGAGCAGGUUUGCCCCCGAAUUCCCUCAGGUUGAGUAGCGUGCUUGCGGCAGUGCUAACACAGAGCUGAGGACCGAACCCAGGGCCUGGCGCUUGCUAGGGAAGUGCUCUACCACGGAGCUAAAUCCCCAACCCUAUGAAAUAACUUGGAAGUGGUAGACCAUUGAGCAGUGGUGACGGUUUUUGGUUGUCUGUGUCUGUGUCAGGAUACGACCGAGUGGAAAAGAGCUCAAUCUGCACUGAUAGCAUCAAGUAGUAUUGAGUACAUGGUAAAGUACACAGUAUCUAAUGUGGAACUUUGGACCUGACUUCUCACAUUGGUCAUAAUCAGCUGAGUUCUUGCUAAAUUUCUGACAUGGAGAGUUCCAGUUCUAGGUCUGUGAAACUGGACAAUUGGCAGAAGAAUUACUUUGUAGUUACAUCUGGCACAUGUACACCAGGACAGAAGGCAGAUGCAUACCGUGCACAGAUACUACACAUUCAAUAUGCAUGGGCCAACGCUGAGAUCUCUCAGGUCUGUGCUACCAAACUGUUCAAAAGGUAUACAGAAAAGUAUUCUGCAAUUAUUGAUUCUGACAAUGUUAAAACUGGCUUGAAUAACUAUGCAGAGAGCAUUUUAGCUUUGGCAGGAUCUAAACAGGCUGACAGUGACAAGUGGCAGUCUGGAUUGUCAGUAAAUAAUAUUUUUAAAAUGAGUAAGGUACAGGAGAUGAUACAAGCUGGAAAGAAGUGGAAGGAGUCUCUGCUGGAACCUGCUGAUGCAUUAUCAGUAGUCAUCGGUAAAGAGCCCACUGUCUCUGAGCUUUCUAAAUUUAGUGUUUGUGGAGGUUCUGGAGAGGGUGACUUUCUAUCCAAUGACACAGAUAGGACUCAAGCCAUCCCAGGCAGCAGUCUGAGACAUUCGCGGUUUCAGAGUGCUCUGUUGUCUUUGGCUACUAGUACCACUAAGGCUUGUCCCACCUCCUCAACACCUUUAGGUGAGUCAGCCACUGCAACAUUUCACACUACACCAUUAUUUGGAAAUACCAGAAAUGAAAAUCACAGCUCUCCUAAAACCAAUACAGGACCAAAUAUGUCUGUAUCCAAUCUGUCUUGUUUUCCUUCUGGCUGUGAGACUCCACGAAAAAGGAAGGUUUUUUCUGACUCUGGCACCAUUGACAAGCUUUCUAAACCAAUACUGAAAAAGGUUUCUAGUAAAACAGAAGAUGGUGACCAAAGGGAUGACAAUAGCCUGCCUUCCUUUAAAACUGCAAAAGAACAGUUAUGGGCAGAUCAAAAAAAAAGGUACUACAAAUCCCAGCAUAUAUCAAAAUCUUCAUAUGGUGGUAUGAAAAAGUCUUUGGGAGCAGGGAAAUCGAGAGGAAUAUUUGGAAAGUUUGUUCCUCCAGUGUCUAAGCAAGAUGGAGAUGAACAGAAUGAAAGGGUGAAGUCCAAGCCUACUAGGGCAGAGUCUGCAGAACCUGUACACCCCACUCAGGACCGUCUAAAGAAUGUGGAGCCAAAGAUGAUUGAGCUUAUUAUGAAUGAAAUUAUGGACCAUGGGCCUCCAGUACAUUGGGAAGAUAUUGCUGGAGUAGAAUUUGCAAAAGCCACAAUAAAGGAAAUUGUUGUGUGGCCCAUGAUGCGGCCAGAUAUCUUUACUGGAUUACGAGGGCCCCCUAAAGGAAUUCUCCUCUUUGGCCCUCCAGGGACUGGUAAAACUCUGAUUGGCAAGUGCAUUGCUAGUCAGUCUGGAGCAACAUUCUUCAGCAUCUCUGCUUCAUCUUUGACUUCUAAGUGGGUAGGUGAGGGGGAGAAAAUGGUCCGUGCGUUGUUUGCUGUUGCAAGGUGUCAGCAGCCAGCUGUCAUAUUUAUUGAUGAAAUUGAUUCUCUAUUGUCUCAAAGAGGAGAUGGUGAGCAUGAAUCUUCUAGAAGGAUAAAAACAGAAUUUUUAGUUCAGUUAGAUGGCGCAACCACAUGUUCUGAAGACCGUAUUCUUGUGGUGGGAGCCACAAAUCGGCCCCAAGAGAUUGAUGAGGCUGCCCGGAGAAGAUUGGCGAAAAGGCUUUAUAUUCCCCUCCCAGAACCUUCAGCCAGGAAACAGAUAGUAGUUAAUCUCAUGUCUAAGGAGCAAUGUUGCCUUAGUGAUGAAGAAAUUGAACUGGUGGUGCAGCAGUCUGAUGGGUUUUCUGGAGCAGAUAUGACACAGCUUUGUAGAGAGGCUUCUCUUGGUCCUAUUCGCAGUUUGUGCACUGCUGACAUUGCUACCAUAAGUCCAGAUCAAGUCCGAGCAAUAGCUUAUAUUGAUUUUGAAAAUGCUUUUAGAACUGUGCGACCUAGUGUGUCUCCAAAAGACUUAGAGCUUUAUGAAAACUGGAAUGAAACAUUUGGUUGUGGAAAGUGAACAUAGCAAUUGAAAUGAGAAGCUGGCAUCUAAUAGUAACAGUCCUUUUACCUUUAGCACAGGAAGCUUGGGGUGUGCUACUUCAUUGUUGUGGAAUAUAGCCUGAAUGCUAUGCCUCAGAUUAGAAUGCUAACAGUUUAACUCCCGAUUCUUAUAUUAGUAUUUGCCGUCCAUUUGUUAUGUGGUGUGUAAGCUCAUUUCAUUUAAAUAGAAUGACCGUUUAUUUCUAAGUGAGUUCACAUUAGAACUUUAGUUUGGUAAUAAUAAACUGCUAGUGUGGUCUGGCUUAGAUACAAUUAAUUAAGAUCUUA
This is a messenger RNA of Arvicola amphibius (Eurasian water vole), 2739 nucleotides long. RefSeq names its product fidgetin like 1 (gene Fignl1). Gene Ontology annotation, molecular function: ATP hydrolysis activity; microtubule severing ATPase activity; ATP binding. The record is from RefSeq and is a predicted model, not a curated record. NCBI's taxonomy places the organism in Eukaryota, Metazoa, Chordata, Mammalia, Rodentia, Cricetidae. The transcript is spliced from 4 exons. Bases 401 to 2428 code for a protein of 675 amino acids.